AUGGCAAGCUACAAAGAUCAUGGUCGUGAUGUAGAUGCGGCACAAUCAGUCACGAGCUGUAGCUCCGACGGGAGCUCUGAUGACGAUGGCAACGCCGUCGAGGUCGUCUUUGACCCGGGAAACCCCUAUCGUCGAAAGAGCUCCAUGGUUGCCUCUGAGAUGAGGCAGCCUACGAUUCGCCGUUCGACCCGCCGCGACGAAUGUCUCGUUCACCAGUUCCUCGACAGCCAACGCCGAGCAAAGGAUGCAGCCAGCUCUGCCAGCGAUCCCGACUCGGAAUACUCGACGGGACAGGCCUCGACUGGGUACAUGGGCAACGUGCCGGACAUCAGCCUCACCACAAGUCACACCACAUAUGAUGGUGAUCAGGUUGAUCCCAGGGACCAGAGCCUCGAUGUCUUGGUGGACCCAAAGUCCAAUAAGAAGUGUCGAGCCGUUGUCGAAGAACCCGAUAGCAUGGAUCAUCUAUGCACUGGACAAGCUGACCAGCAAGCCUGGACGCAGCAGAUGACAAAGAGCCUCUCCAACCUAGACCUCACAGACUACGACGACGUGCGCAGCCGGCUGCUCACCAAGCAGCAGCUCAGCGACAUGGCCUGGGGCGUGCGGGAGCUGAGCCGUCGUCUGAGCAGCAUGCGCAUCCGGUUCCGCGUCAAGUCCAUCUUCCUCCUCACAAAGAUCUACGACCAGGACCUGAUCCCCAAGACGCGCGAGCUGACGCACUGGCUGCUUCACCACGACCGAGAGACCGCGUACACCGUUUACGUUCAGGACAAGCUCAAGACGAACAAGAGGUUUGACGUUAAGGGGCUCAUCGAUGAUUUGAGCAAGGGAUACGCCGGGUUGGGAGAGAUGGACGAGGCGGCGGCGCGCGAGAUGCUCCACAAGCGUCUGCGGUACUGGGACGAGCACAUGUGUCGGACACGACCGCACACGUUUGACUUUGUCAUCUCGCUCGGCGGCGACGGAACAGUGCUCUAUGCUAGUUGGCUGUUCCAGCGCAUCGUGCCCCCCGUGCUGAGUUUUGCGUUGGGGAGCUUGGGCUUUUUGACCAAGUUUGAUUUUGAAGACUACCAGCGGACACUCACAUCAGCCUUUACUAAGGGCGUCACAGUGAGCCUACGGCUGCGGUUCGAGGGUACUGUCAUGAGGAGCCAGCCACGGAAGCGGCCAGAGCUCGAAGACGGGGUCGGAGAGGAAGAUGAGGAAGAGCUGCACCGACAGCGCGACCUCGUGGAAGAACUAAUCGGAGAGGAGAGAGAAGACGAGCACACGCAUCGACCGGAUGGGACGUUUGAGAUUCUGAACGAGGUGGUGGUGGACCGAGGGCCCAAUCCAACCAUGUCGUACACCGAGAUCUUUGGCGACGACGAGCACUUCACCUCGGUGCUCGCCGACGGCAUCUGCGUGUCGACGCCUACUGGCUCGACGGCGUAUAACCUGGCGGCUGGCGGCUCGCUCUGCCACCCGGAGAACCCCGUGAUGCUAGUCACGUCCAUCUGCGCGCAUACGCUAUCGUUCCGACCCAUCAUCCUCCCUGACACGAUCGUUCUACGUAUCGGAGUACCGUACAAUGCGAGGACAGCGUCGUGGGCCAGCUUUGACGGCCGCGAACGUAUCGAACUCAAGCCGGGCGACUACGUCACCAUCAGCGCGAGUCGGUAUCCGUUCGCUUCGGUACAGUCUGAAGGACGGCGGAGCGAGGACUGGGUGAAUAGCAUCAGUGGGAAGCUCGGUUGGAACACAAGACAGAAGCAAAAGAGCUAUAAGGAAUGGGACAAAUGA
Fusarium vanettenii 77-13-4 is the source of this 1785-nucleotide messenger RNA. RefSeq lists its product as uncharacterized. The transcript has 4 exons. The record is from RefSeq and is a predicted model, not a curated record. Gene Ontology annotation, molecular function: NAD+ kinase activity. Lineage: Eukaryota; Fungi; Ascomycota; Sordariomycetes; Hypocreales; Nectriaceae. Gene Ontology annotation, biological process: NADP+ biosynthetic process; NAD+ metabolic process. The coding region runs from base 1 to 1785 and encodes 594 amino acids.